Messenger RNA from Odobenus rosmarus divergens (Pacific walrus), 1560 nucleotides. It is a transcript of the gene DRC10, whose product is annotated as IQ motif containing D. The record is from RefSeq and is a predicted model, not a curated record. Lineage: Eukaryota; Metazoa; Chordata; Mammalia; Carnivora; Odobenidae. The transcript is spliced from 5 exons. Gene Ontology annotation, molecular function: protein binding. The coding region runs from base 190 to 1560 and encodes 456 amino acids.
AAGAAAUUGAAUGGUGAAAAGGAAAGUCAGUCAGGUGCCGAGUCCCUCCUUCAGUGAUUGGCGGGUAACCUAGCAACGCAGGCGCCGCGGAGGGAACUGCGCUGAGGGACCUGGAGCCCUCGAAGCCGGGUCGCCAGAGACAAUAACAGCCGGAGACUGGUGCCGCCGAGGGCGUACGGAGGCAAGGAGAUGGCUCAGAAAAUGGCUCUAGAUGUCCUCGGUGUGGCCCCUCUCUACCAGGGCCCCGACAUCAACAGAAUGAGGCUGACAGCAGAGCCAUCCAAGAAGCCAGCCUCCCUGCUAAAACCCUUGGUCCCCUCUAAGUCCAAACUUACCACCAUUGAGACCAAGAGGGUCAUGUCCGUACUGGAUGAGACCAUCCACAAGGUGGAGCUGGUGACCCUGCUGUCUGAUGUGAGUGCCAAUUACGAGACUCUGGAGGGGAUGCUGGGGGAGGACAUCAUGAAGGCCGUGAGAGAGCACGAGAAGAUCUGCCACAGCCUCCUGGACAGUGUCGUUUACCUGCAGGAGAAAGAAAGGCGAAUGCAGGAGGAAGAAGAGUUUGAGGAAGAAGGGUGGCUCAGAGACCGCUUCCUCUCCAAAGAACUGCAGAAAUCCCACCUCCUGCCCCUUAUGCAACAGAUCAAAGAAUCCACCAAGGACAUCCUGAGACUCUUGCUCAAUAACCCACAGGUGGUGAGGCUCUUGCAGAUGCACACCCUGAGCAGGAGCGCUGAAGCCCAGAAUUUCAUUGAUUGCCUGAUAGAACUGCGGGGUUUCCUGUUUGAGAAGCUACUCACUAGUCCCGUGGAAGCUAGAGACAAGACUCAGUUCAUACAGGAUAUCAACAGACGGAACAGGAGGAACCAAGAGAUCAUUGAGACUCUUGAAAAUGAAUUGGCGGCGAGCAUGAAGAGCAGGGACACAGAGGUGGAGAAAGAGAACUUUGUGAUCCAAGAACUGAAAAACCACCUGCACCAGGUGCUCAAGCUCUCGGAGAACAACCUUCUUCGCACCAAGCAGGAGGCCGAGAAGCAGCAGAAGGCCGACUUCCGGGCCUCACAGGCCAGGGUGGCCAAGAUCCAGCAGGAGUUACUGAUGCUGAGGUCCCAAUACCACAACCUGGUUGUGGAAAACCGGGAGGCAGAGCAGGCGCUGAGGAAGAAGAAAUAUAAAGUGGAGACCGAAAUCGAGAACUGGAUCCAGAAGUAUGAUAUGGAGAUGGGUGAGAAGCAGGAAGAGUACGAGGAGCUUGACAUCAUCCAUAAGGAGGAGAAGGUCCAGCUGGAGGAGCUGAAGCAGAAGCACAACGUACUAGUGGAGGAGUUCUCCCAGAUCCAGGCCGAGCAGGAGGUCAAUGCCAAGAAGAGAAUAGAGGCCGAGCAAGAGAUGCUGCGCAUGGUGCGGGCUGCCACACUCAUCCAGGCUUUGUGGAAGGGCUACCUGGUCCGCUCCAUGCUCAAGUCCAGGAAGAAGAAGCGGAGCAAGAGCAAAGGGAGGGUCAAGGAGAAGGGCAAAGGCAAGGGCAAGGGCAAGGCCAAGGCCAAGGCCAAGAAAUGA